GUUGGGGAAGAAGGGACGAAAACGUGAGUAGUCCCCAACAAUUGACUCCAAGAUGAAAUGCUAACAACACCACCAGUGCCAAUCCAGUCGGUGCUAGAUGUCCUCGACCAGACAGCGCUGCCCAGAAACCCCGAGCUCAGAUCCACAUAUAGUCGCUCCAUCAUCGUCCUGGCGCCAACCCGUGCCCUCAAAUUCACCGCCGUCUCGGCGGAAAGACACGCCCUAUGGAUGACGGCCCUCUCCUUCCUCGCGCAAUCCGGCCGCCUACCAUCUCAAAUCCCGCCUUUGCCCUCCGAAAUCCCGCAGGCCCAGCCUCAUCAGCACUCACGAGCGCCUCCUCCGAUCCCAGACAUGGACGGACUGGUAGUGAAACGGCAUCGCUCGCCCUCGUUCGGACGACUAACAGUGCGCGACUCGAUCCGGCUCGCAAAAGGCAAGCGACCCGACAUUCCGAAAAGCGGGAUCCCGUCCAUCGUAGCGGCAGAGCAAACGCAACAACAACAACAACAGCAGGACGAGAGCGCCGACUUCCCCGCCGUGCCGCGCCUGUACGUCGGCACGACGCGCCACCAGCGCAAAAGGAGCAACUCCGCCGUCCCCCGCCUGCCCACGACAUUCAACGGCUUUCGCAGCUCCUCGUCCACCGCCAUCGCCUCGUACACAUCUUCCGCCAGCGGCGGCUUGCAUCCUACCUUCAACAACAACUCCUCCACCUUUUUCCGUGCCAACCUACCCAGCCACCCGUCUUCCAAAAGCGGCAGCAGGCACGAUUCAAUGGCAGGUGGCGGGCCCGCGGAUCACCACCACCACCAUCAACACCCCCAGCCGAACUUCUUUGAGGCCGUGGGCACGGUGCGCAUGCAGGCGUUUGUCGAUCCCAAUGUUCGCGAUGGCAUACUAUACGUUCCUGCGCCGCCGCCGGGCGUAGGUGGUGCGCCGGACGGGUCGCAGCGACGGCGGGGGAGCAGUCAUGUGAGUCAGAUGUCGAUGGAGAGGAGGCGUGGGGGGCAUGUGUUUGACGAUCCGUUCCGGUCGUUUGAUUUUUCUGCGGGAUACGAGAUUCCGGCGAGGUAGAUGGACGAGCGAUUACCAUGGCUUGGGAAAAGUAGGAACAUGGAUGUGCAGUGAUGUGUUUUUCGGUAUACCCCUUCACUUCGAGGCUACUUAGCGAGCGAGCUU
This is a messenger RNA of Neohortaea acidophila, 1179 nucleotides long. RefSeq lists its product as uncharacterized. NCBI's taxonomy places the organism in Eukaryota, Fungi, Ascomycota, Dothideomycetes, Mycosphaerellales, Teratosphaeriaceae. Gene Ontology annotation, molecular function: phospholipid binding; tubulin binding. Gene Ontology annotation, biological process: dynein-driven meiotic oscillatory nuclear movement; microtubule cytoskeleton organization; maintenance of protein location in cell cortex. Bases 58 to 1074 code for a protein of 338 amino acids. Gene Ontology annotation, cellular component: mitochondrion; cell cortex. The record is from RefSeq and is a predicted model, not a curated record. The transcript has a single exon.